AUGUACUUCAUGUCCUCCGCGGAGGUUGGACUCGUUCUUCCUCGCAAAGCUUCAUAUCCAGCAUUAGUAGGACCCUUCCACAAAUACAUCGCCGUACCCUCUCGGGCAAGAGCCAACACUGCGGUAACCUCCGGAAUGGCAGAUCCUCAAGACCCCUCCUCCCUGGAGGAAAUCCUAUGGCGAUCGCCAUCUCACAUCCAAAUGAUGGGCGGAUACCUCCAUUCAAACAACAUCCUCUUCUACUUCGCCGAAUCCCCCUUCUUCGACGCAACCUCGAACAACGCCUCGCUAGCCAUCCAAGCGAAUUACAAUGAAGCCUUUCGGCACUUCGUGGAGACCCGCGAGGCUUUCGAGAACCGCCUCAAGUCCAUGCAAGGGUUGGAAUUCGUGGUUGCGUACGAUCCUUUACAAGCUGCAGCGGGGGCCAAUGCGCAAUUCGCACAUGAGCCUUCCAACGUCUGGGUGAUUCGGAAACAAACGAGGCGGAAGCGGGCGGGGUUUGAGGAUGAAGUCGUGGUUUUGGCUACGUUCUUUGUGGUGGGCGAUUGCAUCUAUAUGGCUCCUUCGGUCGCGAGUGUUGUGGGGAAUCGGAUUCUCUCGGCAGUGACGUCUCUCACAAGUCUGCUCAAAACUGCAUCAACAUUACCAAUCUUCAGCCCGUCACAUGGCCACACGUACCUUCCGCCGGCGCCAAAGUCGACAGAAGCCAGUCAGCUGACACAAGCGAGUAAAGAAAACACCCCGGUGCCUGACGCGGAUGCUACGAAUAAAGCACAAUCUCUCGAGGGAGCCCAAAUCGGUACCAGCUCAACGGUGCAUGACAUGAAGAUGCUCGCUGAGUCAUUCAAUCUUCUCUCUCGGUAUGGCGAUGAGUACAUGGACGAAAGCCCUUUAAUGGGCGAACCUGGAUCGUUCAUUCUAUCCCGAACUGGAGACGCGGAUCGAGGUGUGGCCUCGAAACAACAGCAACAGGCCCCAACCACCGGCUCCGCGCCAGUCAAGGCGGCAACACCGCAAGCCAAGGUCGAUACGCCAGGGAAAGCGUCCGAAAAGGGCGCGAGCGCUGCAGAAGAGCCCAAGCUCCGGAAGAAAAAGAGCAAACCGGGGAAUUAG
Messenger RNA from Aspergillus calidoustus, 1113 nucleotides. NCBI's taxonomy places the organism in Eukaryota, Fungi, Ascomycota, Eurotiomycetes, Eurotiales, Aspergillaceae. The record is from the annotation of a GenBank genome assembly.